AUGAGAGCUUUGAACUGCACAUCAUGCUCUUCUUCACGGAGCUUUACCAGCAACCGCCCCCCACCACUCUAUGAGGGCCAUGUACCAUUGACGAGGGUUGAGCGGGCUGGCUUGGCCAUUGGAGCUAGUGUUAUGUCCUUCUUCAAUCCUUAUCGUCAUGACCUCAUUGCCGCUACAGGCGAAGCAACAGCUACACCUUACUUCAUCUAUCGCUUGCGCGACGCUAUGCUCGCUGAUCCAACAGGCCGCCGCAUUCUCCGAGCUCGACCCCGAAUAUCCUCCAAAACCCUAUCCCUUGACGCACUGCGCGCAAUGCCUGAGAAUAGUGUUGGUCGUGCCUACGUUGGAUGGCUCGAUCGAGAAGGUGUCUCGCCCGACACCCGAGCUUCAGUACGCUACAUCGAUAACGAAGAGUGCGCAUAUGUUAUGCAGCGCUAUCGCGAAUGCCAUGACUUCUACCAUGCCUUGACAGGUCUUCCUAUCGUGCGUGAGGGUGAAGUUGCUCUCAAGGCGUUCGAGUUUGCCAACACACUGCUCCCCAUGACAGGAUUGAGUAUUUUUGCGGCUGCUACUAUGAAGAAGAGUGAGAGACAACGAUUCGCAUCGACAUAUCUACCAUGGGCCCUAAAGAACGGAGCACGAAGCAAAGAGAUAAUCAAUGUGUUUUGGGAGGAGAGACUUGAAGAGGAUGUGAAUGAUGUCAGAAAAGAGCUUGGUAUUGAGCAGCCACCUGAUAUGAGAGACAUCCGAAGGAGGGAGAAGGAAGAGAAGAAGAGGCUCAAGGAGCUCAGAGAACAAGGUCUAUAA
Fusarium venenatum is the source of this 807-nucleotide messenger RNA. Its product is annotated as ubiquinone biosynthesis protein Coq4. The record is from RefSeq and is a predicted model, not a curated record. Gene Ontology annotation, biological process: ubiquinone biosynthetic process. Gene Ontology annotation, cellular component: mitochondrial inner membrane; mitochondrion. Lineage: Eukaryota; Fungi; Ascomycota; Sordariomycetes; Hypocreales; Nectriaceae.